Messenger RNA from Closterium sp. Yama58-4, 2403 nucleotides. The record is from the annotation of a GenBank genome assembly. Lineage: Eukaryota; Viridiplantae; Streptophyta; Zygnematophyceae; Desmidiales; Closteriaceae.
AUGCACCACCUUCACGAGUUGCGAGCGCUUCUAGCGGAGGUCCCUUGCGACGCCGCGGCGUCGCCGGCCGCGCAUUGCGACGCCGGCCCGGAUCUGAUGGCAGCGGGCGAUGCGCCGCGAACUCCGCAGCCCGCGGGGGAGCAAGCGACGGCGGAGUAUCGGGACGGGCCGCGGCAGCGACGCGAGAAGGAUGAUCAAGUUGAUCCCGAAGCCGCCGGUAAUGCGUUGACGGACGAGCAGCAGCAGCAGCAGCAGCAGCGGCAACGGGGUUUGGAGCUGCUCGGCGCGCUGCUGCCGAUGCUGGCGACGGCGUCCAAAUCUGCCGCUGCGAAUCUCGCGCGACUCGGUCUGGGAGGAUCAAGCACGGGCGCCACGGCCGCCGACGCCGCCGCCGCCGACGCCACUGCUGCCGUUGGCGCCGCUACCGCGAAUGCUACGCCCGCGGGUGCUGCGGUUGAUGUGAAACCAGAACCCGAGUCGCCUCCUCUCUCGCCCUCACUGUUCGACGACGUACAAGAGCCAGUGCCUAUGAAUGUCGCUCCUAUCAUUGUCACCUACGACGACCGCGAUGGUCAAUCAUUAUCUCACAGGUCCGCCUCCCUCGAGCACACCUCCCCUCGAAUCGCAGAGGCGGAGCUUGCCACCGACGAGCAGCGCCCUCCACCGAUCUCAACCGUGAGAAACGCGCCAGCAGAGGCGUUUUACCACAGCACAGCCCUGCCGCAGCUGUCCCCAAUAGAGAUGUUCGCGUUUGGAGGUGACAGCAGCUCCAUGCCAUGGUGCUUUCAGCAGUACGGCGGCAGCAGCAGCGGCAAUGGCGGCGAGAUUGUUGGCGGCGGUGCUGCGCAGUGUUCGGGUGGUGCUGCUGGUGGUGGUGCAGCGGUGCAGGAUCUGAUGCAGUUUCUGCCAGUGCGAGGGUUGAGUGGAGAGGCGCCGGAGCAAGGAGACUUCCUGGCACAGCCACAGCCACAGCAGCAGCAGCAGCAGCAGCAGACUGCUGGACCUUCUUCCUCUCCGGACUAUCACCCCGCCCAUCCUGCUGCCCCUCCCACUGCCCAUCCCCAGCGCAGCCUGCCUCUGAAGCUCCGCCCAUUGACGCUACCAGAGUCCUCCUGCUGGCCUGGAGACGAGGAGAGAGGCGCAGAGGCAGAAGAGAGGGACAACGAGGGAACAGGAACAGCCUAUACCCCAGGCCCUGCCUCUCCCUACUCGCCUUGCGCUUCUGCGCAACACUCGGCGGAUGCGAAACCGUUCUUUCCUUCCUCGGAGUAUGCACUUCAGGAUGGGUCCGCUGCACCGUCUUCCUCGCCUCCCGCUGUUCGAGCUGUUGUGUCGGUGCCUCUGCCGCUCGGCCCAGGGCCAAGGAGAGCGCGGUUAACCCCUCCCACGCGCUCGCCGUCCCCGCUGCCAUUGCCAUCCCGAUUGGUUUCUCGUAAGCUCUGCCCAUCGGCGUCUUUGUCGCUGCGAUUCACACCACCAGCCACUCCAACCACCCCGGCCUCCUCCUCCUGUGGCUUUGUCACGCCCACCACCCCAGCCACCCCAGUCACCCCCGCUUCUCCUUUCACUCCUGCAUCGCCGGUCUCACCAGCUACACCCGUGGUGGCAGCAGGAGGAGGGGAUGAGGCGGCAGCAGCGGCUGCUUUGCCUGCUCAGCUGGACGCGCUCCUUCGCGCGCUGCUGCUGCAGAAGAUUGCUGCUGCUGCUGAUGCACAGCUCUUGCAACAGCAGCAACAGCAGCAGCAGCAGCAGCAGCCGACCCUGCACAACCCUCUGGCACAUCUCAUGGAGAGCAUUCCAGGGGACGGGUACCAGUGGCGCAAGUACGGGCAGAAGACCGCCAAGGGCGCCAAGUUCCCCCGCGCUUAUUUCCGCUGCGCUCUGUCCGGCUGCCCUGCGAGAAAGACGGUGGAGCUGGCUGAAGACGCUGCUUCCACACGAGUGGUCCCUGGUGGGAUGACACCCGUGCCGUCUCCACCUCUCUCUCCGUGUGCAAGAGGGGUAAGAGCCAUCAGCCCUAUGAGUCCCAUGAGUCCCAUUCACCAGCUGCACAUUCCACACUUUCAGCAGCAGGAGCAGGAGCAGCACGAGCAGCUGUCCCAACAGCAGCAGCCAUUGUUGAUGCACCGAGUGGCUACAACAAAGGAUGAGGUGGAUGAUGGCUAUCGGUGGCGCAAGUAUGGGGAAAAGGCGCUCAAGCAAACAAACUUCAAGCGCAGCUAUUACCGGUGUAGUCAUGACGGGUGCUUGGCGAAGAGAGUGUUGGAGAGGAGGCCUGAGGAUCCUGGGAUUCUGCUGGUUUCGUACAGGGGUGGCCACAGCCACAAGCGGCCAAUUGUGGCCCGAAUAAUCCACUCGCAUGGAUUUAUCCGAGUCCAGGGGCCUGUUAAUGCUAUUCCAUAG